Guyanagaster necrorhizus is the source of this 768-nucleotide messenger RNA. RefSeq lists its product as uncharacterized. Bases 1 to 768 code for a protein of 255 amino acids. The transcript is spliced from 8 exons. The record is from RefSeq and is a predicted model, not a curated record. Lineage: Eukaryota; Fungi; Basidiomycota; Agaricomycetes; Agaricales; Physalacriaceae.
AUGAAGCUAGAGCGAGGUCAAACUGAGGAAGACCAGGAAGCGACAGAACUAGAGAUCCAUGCGACUGAGCCCCAAAGAGAUUACAUCGUCUCUUCGGAACCAAUGAAGACAAGUACCCAAGAAGAAGCAGCCUUCAGGAGUGAGGACGAGUUCGAUCCAAGUGAUCUGCAGAAUGCUGAUGAUGGUUUACUUAACGAUGGAUCUAGAUCGGAGAAGCCUAAAAUCGCAUCGGUACCAGCAAGCAGCUCGCACCUAUCUGAGGUUGCUAGAGGGAAGAUGAAAGCGGUACGGCGGCCGUUGAAUGACAACUACCUUGCACAGAUCAAAUCUACCCAUCUUAAGGGUGCCAAAUGGUACACAAUUACCCCGUCUCCGCCAACUGGAUUCUCAGUGUUUUACCUGAUGCAAACAAAGCAAAAGGAGAGGGAAAAGAUCAAGACUCGUGUGCCAUUAGCCGUUACUGCUAAGGAUGUGAUCGAGGCGUUUUGCAAUGGCGACACAGCAUAUCAACAUCGUGCGAAUGGAUUGUAUGGGUCGAAGUCGAAGAAUACGGGAAAGAAGAAUUCGACAUCAGCAGGCAAUAAGAAGCCAUCAUCGAAGCCUGAUGGUGAUGAUAAGGAGGAUACAUCUCCUGCUGCUCUUCCUCGUCGAACUACGAGGCGGAGGAAGAGUUCCGUACGUUCCCGGCAGCUUGCGGGCAAGGAGCAGGAUGAGAGUGAGGAGAUAGAGUCAGAGGAAGAUAAUUCUAAUGCCAAUUCUAAUUAUUGA